AUGCGAACUACGUUCGCAAAGUCGGAGAGCCUCUUACAAGAGGCCACCGCACGCGUGGUGAUGAGGACUACUCCAGAUCAGAGGCUCCAUGCAGUCUACUGUUCUAUGCGUUUAGGAGUCAGUUCUACACGCACAGAAGGUAUGCGAACUACGUUCGCACGCGUGGUGAUAAGGACUACUCCGGAUCAGAGGCUCCAUGCAGUCUACUGUUCUAUGCGUUUAGGAGUCAGUUCUACACGCACAGAAGGUAUGCGAACUACGUUCGCACGCGUGGUGAUUAGGACUACUCCGGAUCAGAGGCUCCAUGCAGUCUACUGUUCUAUGCGUUUAGGAGUCAGUUCUACACGCACAGAAGGUAUGCGAACUACGUUCGCACGCGUGGUGAUAAGGACUACUCCGGAUCAGAGGCUCCAUGCAGUCUACUGUUCUAUGCGUUUAGGAGUCAGUUCUACACGCACAAUUCGCGAUGAUUACAUCCACGCGGAAUGA
Molecule: messenger RNA, 489 nt
Organism: Caenorhabditis remanei
Lineage: Eukaryota; Metazoa; Nematoda; Chromadorea; Rhabditida; Rhabditidae
Exons: 1
Coding region: 1-489 (162 amino acids)
Source: RefSeq, a predicted model, not a curated record